AUGUCAGAGCUUUUUGUGACAGUUUCUGGUCUGGUGAGAAAGGAUGGCCCUUCUACCUGCGAUGGAUUUGGGGGCAAAAGUUUUUCGCCAAAGAGGUGCCCACAUGACAUUGAUGACCGGGUGGUGGUUAAGAUGACAAGUGAUCAGUGGACCCACGUAGCUGCAAAGUCAAGUUACUUCAUCGUCCUACAUGCCCAAAUGAUUGAUGGUUGUUUGGAUACAACAUGUGGUGGUGCAGGAAUUCUUGCCUCAUCUUGCGCUAGGGCGAAGUCCAUGGAUGAAGGUGUACUCACAUCUUUCGAACUUUUCUCUGGAGGAUUCAGCGGAUGGACUCAUGCGAUCAGAAGGUUGCAGGAGUUAGGGUAUGGUUUCUCUCACAGGAUUUCAUUGGAUUUUGACUUGGAUUGCUCAGAGAUGUAUUGCAAGUCACACGGCUUUAGGCAUGUCAUCGGCCCCCAGGACUUUGACUGGGGCAACAGUGCAAUUCCUGAGAAUCUUUUUGUCAUUUCCGACAUUUGUGAAUAUGGUUGGUGCCAUCUCUUGCCAGACGAAAGUUAUGACUUUGCCACUGCAAGUCCACCGUGCCCAGCAUGGAGUCUGGCCACUGCCUGCCCUGGACUGCUUCGUCAUGAAGGUAGACUUUCGUUGCAUGGCCUGGGAUUAUUCAAUUUGAUCCGACCCCGUGCAUUCGUGCUUGAAAUGGUGGCCUCCAUGAAAAACCAUGAACACUGGCCCUUGAUCCGACAGUUUGUACAGGGGAUGCGAUUCACAAUCCGUAGUGCAGCAACUUUGAACCUGUCUGAGAUUUUCCCUCAGCAUCGGGAAAGGCUCAUCAUGAUUUGCACGAAUGAUGACUUUGAGCAUUCGCCACAUCGAUGCCUGUCUUGGCCUGCUGUCCAAAGACAAACUUUGGAGUCUUUCAUGAAUCUCAUGAGCUUGACCUCACCUUGGUUGGAAGAUACAGUCAUCCGUCCUGAGAUUCUUGCCAUGUACAUGGAUCCAUGCCUGAUCCCAAAGUCUGUGCAGUCUAGGAAAGCCUCUGCCAAGAAGACAAGAAGGGAUGUUGAAACCCACCGGCUCAAGUACCCACAAUCGGUGUUUGGAUGCAUUUUGGCAAAUUACUCUUAUGGACAUUUGUUGCCUGACCAUUCACUUCGAAAUUAUGGCUUGUUUGGAUCAAUCCUUGCCUUGCCUGAGGGGUUGAGAUUCAUGUCACUACCUGAGGUGGUCAUUGCACAAGGGGGCCUGGUUGACAUGUGGUUACCGAAUGAUCACCGGAAAGCGAUGAGAAUGUUGGGCAAUUGUAUUGCAACGCCCCAUGCACUGGUGGGAAUUGUCAACACGAUGUGCCUUCUCAGAGAUGAUAUCAUUGGUGUGGAAGGACAGGAACUCAUGAUUUCUGCCUUGGCUGGCCGAUUCACGGCAUUCAACUUGCGAUUCCAGCCCAGCAUGGAUGGUUGGCACUUGACCAAGGAUGAUGAAUCCUGUCUUCCAACUUUGCAGAUGCAUGCAACAUACAAGGUGACCUUGCGAUCCCCAAUGGAUGUUCGGUGUUUUUUUGCCGAAAGGGAAGUUCUGAUUACAGAAGCCAUUGCAUUCCUGACAGGUGACUCCAUGCCAGGUGAACUCUCGUUUUUGCCAGGUGGAAUUUUGGAACACAAAGUUGCCUUGCCGAACCUCAUGGAUGUCUCAGAUGAACCCAUGUGCCUUUUUGCAAAUGUGCCAAGCGCCUUGAGAAUCUCCAAAGACAAGUUUUCCACUUUGGAAAAUCAAGGCAAAUGCAUUUGCGUCUUGACGAAGGGUGGUAUCUACUUACUCAGACGGGACCAGGGUAUGACAGUACAAGAUGUCGUUACGGUGAUCAACCAUCACUGUGGCAUUGCAUGCACACACCUUGUGGGUUGCUUCGGAGAACGACACAUGAUGCAGACUUUGUGCCCGGACGCAGUUGUGGGUAGAGACAUUGAAACAGCUUGUGAUGAUCUGAGAGUUUUGGAUUACAUCUCCAUCUCAGUCAAUGACCAUGAUUUCAGUUUCCGAGCAAGUCAUGAUGCGUUGAAGGAAUUUUCGGAAUUACUUGUCUCAACGGGGUUGGGUGAAACAAUGCAGGCCUUUGGUUGGAUGUUUGUGGUGAACGCCAUGGAGAUCAUUGAGACUCAGGUGAACACAAUUCAUUUGAUGCAGAAACCUGGUUGCUUUUCCAUCACCCAUGAUGAGAUGACAUUUUGCAUUGCCUUGCAUUUUUUUCUUUUGAAGAUCAAGUCAUGGGAGACAAUGGGCAGAGAUCCGACGGUGAGAUGCAGGAUCAAGUUGUGGCAUGCAUGGAUCUGGGACUCCAUGGUUGAUAGGGCCAUUAGAAUGGAGAGGUUCAAUGUGGAGUGGGAGAAAAUCGCCACACUUUUCGGUAUCAGCCGUCCAUGGCGAUAUGUGAUCAACAACAGGACCAUCAACCCUGAUUGGCCUUUGGGAAACUUCUUUGAAAACAUGGAUGAUGGCAGCGCAAUUCUCACAGUGCACAUGGUGUUGGGUGUGAAGGGAGGAGGUCCUGUCAGACUUUUGACCUCCGCCCAACUGGCUGACACAGGCAAUCUUUCCAAUCUGGCAGAGUUUGAAGCACAGAAUUUUGAAGGCACUGACCUCAAAGAGUGCACACGUUUUGUGGAUGCAAUCAUCAAGUCUGCAGGCCACUCUGCUGGCCUUUUACACCUUGCCCACACCAUGCAUGUCAAACCACCCGAAGUGACUCCCAGACAGCAGAAGAUGCAAAAAAAGCUGGAGGGCAAAUUUUCCGGCCCUGAUCGCAUUUCAGCAGAGGAUAUUCGAGUUGAUGCCUUGGUUCUUCAAUCAGGAUGUGUUCGGAAUGCUGAUGGCACUGAGUGUUUGCAGGCCAUGAAGGUAUCACCCAACUCUUCAGGCAUUGUCAUGAUGCGAUACAGCGAUGCAAAACCUUGGAUUGUCGCUCAAGAGGUCAUUUCACAAGAUGAACUGGUGGUGGCCGUAGUGGGUCCUUGUGGCGAAAACUCUGGGACCUGUCAGAAAGCUCAGAUUCCAGUCAUGCAUGGGGAUGACCCUCUCAUCAUCCAAGUUUGCUUACACAACUUAGGAGCCAAAUGUGUGACAUUGCAGUAUGACGAACAUGACAUGAUUCCGGAAAUUGAGUCACAGGUCAUUUGUAUGACCGCAUACAAGGAGGAGAUUGAAACCGAUCUGUGGAACAGACUGAUUCAUUCCCCGGUCAGGGUGAUGUCACAACUCCUUUUUGGGGAUCAAAGCGAUGUCAGCUUUCUUACUCCACCAUGGGGCAGGUCGUUCCAGAUGGAUGGGAAAAAAGCUGACCCAGAACAUGCAACAACGGUGCAAUUCCAUGGCCGCAUUGCAAAGGAGCAUCUGAGGCGCGUUUUGAGAGCCUCAGGGACUUCUGGCAUUUACACAACACCUAAGGGUGAGGACCGCAAAAUUUCAGGUGACUUCCGCAUUGUCUGGCUUCAGCAGAGCCCUGUUGAGAUCACCAUCAGUGUGUCCAAAUGUAGUAACCAUCUUGGCAUUGUGAGAAGUGCAAGGGGCAGUUUGCACAACAGGGGCAUUCGAUUUGAAAAGAAUGAUUUUGCUGGGGCAUUCAAUUUGCUUCGACCUGAUGAUUCACUCCCCAAUUUGGUGGCUGCAAAUUUUCACUUCAAAGUGCAACCGGUUCCAGGAGGAUCUACAGCAGAACAAGUACAAGCAUGGAUCACGGCACGUGGUUGGGAUGCUAAACCAGUCAAAGCUCUCACUGGGAAUGCAUGGCUGUGUGCCUCGGAAAACCGGUUUUCCGAGACAUUUGCGCAGUGGAAUGACAAAUCAGUGCUGAUCAAGUGGAUCGAACCAAAGGAGAACAGAGCUCCAGUUGACUCUCCAAUGCCUUUGGGUGGUGUUGAUCUGCAGAACAACAAUGACGAUCCUUGGAAGAAUUGGAUUGCAAAUCAGGGCGGAACAGGACUUCAGUCUUCUUCUCAUACAAGAUCUCCUGUGCUGAACCAGUCUGGACCUCUGAAUGGGAGGAAAAUUGAGGCUCCCAUCGAAGACCGUUUUUCCAAACACUCAGCGGAAAUGCAGGACAUGCGUGACAAGACUGAUCGUGAGAUCAAUGCAAUGAAAGAGAACAUGCAGAAACUUGAAAAAUCAAUCCAUGACCAUGGAGUUCAAUUGCAAGCCAACAGUGACCAAUGCAAGAAUGAGUUUGCCACCAUACGCGCAGAAACACAGAGUCAACUGGGCAACAUGGCCAACAUGUUCCAUGAUUCCCUUCAGAAGGCUCUUGCAGGACAUGACAAGCAGAUGAGCAGUCAAUUUGAUGAAAUCAAACUUCUCCUUUCUGCAAAAUCGACCAGUUCUCCCGUGCCCAAGCGAGCCAAACAGAAUGCUCGCGACAAUGAUGAUUCCAGCUUGUGA
Messenger RNA from Cladocopium goreaui, 4428 nucleotides. The record is from the annotation of a GenBank genome assembly. Lineage: Eukaryota; Dinophyceae; Suessiales; Symbiodiniaceae.